UGGCCCCGCUGAGGAGGACUCGGACCUGCAGGUCGCCGACGCCUGCGCGCUCCUGUGGGCGUGCUGCCUCGCCGGCGCGGCGGGCGCGUGCCUCUCGGCGCUGCUGUACGUGCACGCGCCCCUGGCGACCCAGAACGCGACGACGAUCGAGGACAACUACGACAACAUGCCGAACCCGUUCGACCAGGGCGACUCGCUCGGCAACUGCGCGCAGGUCUUCGGGGAGCUCGGGGCGGACUGGCUCCUGCCUGUGCGGCCGCGCAGGCCGCUCUCCGACGGCGUCUCGUUCGCGCGCUUCGGGGAGGUGUUCCAGCGACCCGACGGGGCCGCGCCGCCCAGCGGCCCGCCGCAGGGCCCGCCGCUGGACCCGGGGGAGGCGGACAGGCUCUGGCGCCGCCGCUACGGGGUCCGCCAGGGGCACCAGCGAGGCGCGGACAGAGCUGAGGA
Messenger RNA from Prorocentrum cordatum, 447 nucleotides. Lineage: Eukaryota; Dinophyceae; Prorocentrales; Prorocentraceae. The record is from the annotation of a GenBank genome assembly.